Molecule: messenger RNA, 1104 nt
Organism: Abrus precatorius (Indian licorice)
Lineage: Eukaryota; Viridiplantae; Streptophyta; Magnoliopsida; Fabales; Fabaceae
Product: MADS-box protein JOINTLESS-like
Exons: 9
Coding region: 160-783 (207 amino acids)
Biological process (GO): positive regulation of transcription by RNA polymerase II
Cellular component (GO): nucleus
Molecular function (GO): RNA polymerase II cis-regulatory region sequence-specific DNA binding; protein dimerization activity; DNA-binding transcription factor activity, RNA polymerase II-specific
Source: RefSeq, a predicted model, not a curated record
AGAAUGGAAGGGGAUAUAUUGAUAGAUAAUUUCAGAGAAAUAUGCACAUGAGACUCAUCCAUUAGGGGUAACCCAACACUCUCUUCUCUUCUAAUUGCCAUUAACGUAAUCAGGAAUCAUUCUAAUCACCCACUUCAGCUUUUACAUAGGGAAAGGGAAAUGACGAGAAAGAAGAUACCGAUCAAGAAGAUCGACAACAUAAAUGCGAGGCAAGUGACUUUCUCUAAGAGGAGAAAAGGUCUUUUCAAGAAGGCUCAGGAACUGUCAACCCUUUGUGAUGCUGAGAUAGCUCUCAUAGUCUUUUCUGCCACCAGCAAGCUCUUUGAGUAUGCAAGUUCAAGCAUUCAACAAACAAUUGAAAAGCGUAAUCGGCAUGCAAUGAUUCAAGGACUAGAAAACCAGUGUAUUGAGCAGCAGCAGCUUGGAAGUGACUCCUAUGACAUGCUGCGCAAGGAAGUAGAAGAUAAGGCUCAUGAACUGAGUAGGUUGAAUGGAGAAGAAUUGCAAGGGUUGACAAUAGCAGAACUGCAGAAACUGGAGGAACUCCUUCAAAGACGUUGGACCACUAUUUCAAAAAUCAAGGAUGAAAAAAUUUUACAAGAGAUCAACCACCUUAAGACAAAGGAAGCCGAACUUAAGGAAGAGAACAAGAAAUUGAAACAGAGCUUUGUACAAGAGCAAAGGCAAUCAUACGAGUCAAUUACUUGCAGUUCAUCUGAUCAUCCGCCAGACUAUGGUAGUUCUGAUACAUCUCUCAAGUUGGGGUUGCCUGCAUUUCAAUAAAACAAAAAUUGUUGACUUGGUUCAGAGGACUAUGUGAGAAGUGAACAGAUUUACAUCACCAUUGUGUCUCUCAGCCAAGAUCAGUGUUAUUUUUCGUAUUUGAAAACAACUUGCUGGUGAGUUGUACCAGCUGAAUUUUAUUGGGAAAAUGUGAGUAACUUAGUGUAUGUUUAGUAGCACAUUUACAUCUUUAAGACACAUUGCAUGAUGUAAAUGUGUUUUAAUUAUUUUGUCAACAUAUUUGGUAAGUAUGAAUUAAAAUUGAUUGACUUUCAUCUCAUGUUUAAAUAGACAUGAUUAGUUAUAAUAUUUAUGUUUAGU